Messenger RNA from Entrophospora sp. SA101, 1119 nucleotides. The record is from the annotation of a GenBank genome assembly. Lineage: Eukaryota; Fungi; Glomeromycota; Glomeromycetes; Entrophosporales; Entrophosporaceae.
AUGGAUAUUCGGAAAGAAGAAUCAAACAUAGCUUAUUCAAGUUCACAAAUUGGUCAACGAAUAACAGAUGGAAGUAUCUAUCCAAAAAUUGGUAAAGAUAGAGUUCUUUUGGCAAAUAUAGAAGUCAAACCUGAGCCUGGUAUGAAUGGCAGUUGUUAUAUUCAAAAUGAUGCUUAUUAUAAGGAAUUUGUAAUCAAAUCUCGGAAGCAAGAAUCUGUGUUUUAUUAUAUGACCUGUCUGCCUGCUUUUCUUAUUAAUUUAGAAGGACCUAAUGUAUCGAUAUCUGGAGCUGUUUCUGUUCCUUUCAUUGUGUGUGACCAUCUUACAGACAUUUUCCCACUGGAUACAAUUACUUAUAAUCAUACUAAAGCAGAUGAUGUCGCACAAAUAUUUCUGGCUUUAAAAAAGUGUUUAUAUAUUUUGAAAGAAUAUUAUAAUUCUGUUUAUGAGUCAAACAUGAAUCCUUUUGAAACUAUUGCCAAUCGUGAUCAUUUAUUUCCAUGCAUCAAUAAGGUUAAUUUAGAAGAAGGAACAGUUAUCAUCAAAUACAAAGAAAGAUAUUCUAUAAAUCGAAAUUUAUGGAUGGUAGAAAUCCAAUUUGGAGACAAAAAAGCUAAGGGUUUGGUCAAAUUCACCCAAGAAUAUUCUGGAGAAGCACAUGGAAAAUGUUUUGAACUAGGUUUAGCACUCAAAUUAUGGGCAGUCAAUAGCCUUCAACUAGGCUGGAAGAUUGUUAUCAUGGAAUACCUGGAAGAAUAUAAAACACUACAUGCUCUUGAUUCAAGAAUAUUUCCUCAAACAGAAAAUGCUGUUAGAAAUGCUGUAAAAUUACUUCAUGACUCUGAUUAUGUACAUGGAAAUUUUCGUGAUGAGAACAUCAUGGCUAAAUAUGAAAAUGGAGAAGUUGAUAUUAAAAUUGUGGACUUUGAUUUGGCAGGAAGGGAGGGGAGGGCAAAAUAUCCUGAAAGUUUAAAUCCUACUAUUAAUUGGCAUCUGGAUGUUGGUUGGCAUAAGUUCAUCAAAAAAGAACAUGAUAAACAUUUAAUUGAUUAUAUUUAUCACAAUAUAACAUAUGAACCCUCAAAAAAGCGACAGUGUCUCUCAGAAUGGAUGAAUUAG